Molecule: messenger RNA, 4702 nt
Organism: Symsagittifera roscoffensis
Lineage: Eukaryota; Metazoa; Xenacoelomorpha; Acoela; Convolutidae
Product: syntaxin-binding protein 5-like
Exons: 23
Coding region: 84-4226 (1380 amino acids)
Biological process (GO): regulation of protein secretion; regulation of exocytosis
Cellular component (GO): SNARE complex; cytoplasm; plasma membrane
Molecular function (GO): GTPase activator activity; syntaxin binding; myosin II binding
Source: RefSeq, a predicted model, not a curated record
GUUCUGACAUCAAGGUUGAAAGCCGAUUUCCAGCAAAAAAAGAUAUAAAAUGUUUAAUUCUGAAAGAUAGCAUCGAUCAAGUAAUGAAGAAAUUCAAGCAAAAGGUUUUUGACGGCUUCUCAACCUCCCAAGCAUCCAGUGGUGGCUCUUCGGUUAAUAAAAAUGAAAUUGAAAUUCCCGAGGUUCUUGGAUCAGCAAAUUUUGAACUCAAAAAGACUGUUCGUCAUGGUUUUCCGCACUUGCCUUCUUGUCUUGCCUUUGACCCUGUCCAAAGUAUCUUGGCGAUUGGGACUAAAACAGGAAGCAUAAAGUUGUAUGGAAAACCCGGAGUGGAUGGAUACGUUUCUCAUGAUUCAGAAGUGGCCGUGACCAAGUUGCAGUUUGUUGUUAACCAGGGAGGCCUUAUCAGCGUCCUGGAAGAUAGUAGUGUCCAUUUGUGGAACCUGAAGUUGAAGUCACCGGCAAUUAUUCAUUCCCUCAAAUUCAACAGAGAAAGGAUCACGUCCAUCAAAUUGCCUCUGCGAAGCAAGUAUCUCUACGUUGGAACCGAACGUGCAAAUAUUUUGGUGGUUAAUGUAGAUUCUUUUACCAUCUCUGGAUAUCAAAUACAAUGGAAUCGUGCAAUUGGAGCUCAAAGAAAUACGCAUCCAGGGCCAGUUAUAGAAAUGAACGAGUGUCCGGAUGAUGAAAACAAACUUCUAAUAGGCUAUGAAAGUGGUCUCGCAACUCUCUGGGAUUUAAAAGCCAAAGAAGCCGAUCAGCGAUUUUUCUGUGAAUCGAAUCUGAAGUCAUGUAGUUGGCACCCAGAUGGUAAAAGUUUUACAUGUGCGUUACAAGAUGGGUCUUUGGCAACAUGGAACAUCAAAAAUUCAUCAAAGCCGUCACAAAUUUUUGCUCCACACGCUUUACCUUCGCAAGGAUCUUCGAAUAUGUGUCUACCAAUUUGCAAAGUCGACUGUCGAUGCUCCAAAUCUAGCGAGGCGAUGUUCCUGUUCACGGGCGGACUUCCAUUCAACGCCUCCAAACACACACCCAGUCUCACAGUUAUGAAGGGCAAGAGUGUCACAGUGCUUGAGAUGGAUCACUACAUCCUAGACUUUGUCACGAUAUGUGACUCUCCAUAUCUUUCAGAAUCCCAGGAACCACAAGCUGUCAUGUGUCUACUAAAGAACGACCUGAUCAUCCUUGACUUGGUAUCAGAGGGAUACCCACCGUUCGAGAACCCCUACCCCAUGGACAUUCACGAGUCGCCCGUCACCUGUCUGAAAUACUUGGCCGAUUGUCCCUCUGAUCUGGUACCCGCGCUAUACCAAGUGUCCUUCAAACAGAAGCAGAGAUCUGUCACAUGCAGCAAACUACCAUGGCCUGUUUCGGGCGGGGACUGGAAGCCUCUGCAUAGUGCAUACCCGGAAGUGGUCAUCACCGGACACCUCGACGGAUCAGUCAAGUUCUGGGAUGCCACAGCAAUGUCGUUCCAAUUCCUAUGCAAAGUGAAGACGGCGCGCGUGUUUGAAAGAAGUCGAGUGGUUGAUUCAUCAGGGACAGGGGUAGGAGGAGCAACGGGGGGAGGGGGAGGAGGAGUAGUGGGGGGCAGUACAGAGGAGGAGCCCUUCGCCAUUCAGUUGUUGGACUUCGAUGUUAAACAGAAGAUGCUGGCAACGGCCGGCAACUGUGCACAAGUGUUGCUGUUCAACUUCGCCAAGGAGGAUACUACCAAAGAAAUUACGACCAUUGAUGUAUCAUUUGAUUCGGGGCCGGCCUCUGGCAAGGAUUACCAGCAGGCAACUUUCCACGCUUCUUCCACAGAAGAGGCGCCAGUCUCUCAGCCCACCUCACCGCACCCCAACUCAGCGCCAGUUUCCCAUCAGAACUCAGUCGAGGCGUCGCCCACCGAGAAGCAUCCACACAACCUCUCCAGGAGUAUGAAUAGGAACUGUUCCACCGGAAAACUCAUUGUGAAGAGUGGAAGCGUGAAAGUGGCGGCUGGCUUCCAGAUAGACAUCUGCUGCCAAGUACUCACUCCUCUGGAAGACACAGCAUCAUCUCCCCCAUUCACAGCAUUGGCAGUUAAUAGCUUCCUCAACCUGCUCUGUUUUGCGAAUGGUUUCGGCUUCAGUGUAGUGGACACUCUGAACAAACUAGUAUUGAUGAGCUGCAUGACAUCUGAUCUCUACGGUACAAUCCAGGAGAGUCCCCCUCCCACAGGAGCCAACACCAGUGGGGGUGCUUCUUCCUUGAAGGGAGGUCUUGCAGGGAGAAAGUCGCCCAAAUUCAGAAGUGGACCAAAGGCUCAGGACUCCUUUGCUGAAUCUUGUGCGGGCUCAGACGACGGAAUUGUCAAUCCGGUUGGCAUUGAGUUGUCAUCUUUGUCGAGUGGAAGCAGCGGUCACUCCCCUCUGACCCCGACAUCCUCUAACAAACAGUCCUCUUCCUCUGCCCCCCACCAUCACGGGGGCACUCUAAUAUCCGCGAUAUCCUCCCCCGCAACCCCUAGCACCGCCGGAACAUCCUCAUCAUCUUACCACAGCAGCGGAGGGGGCGGCGGGGCCUCCUCUGUUUUCUUUUCCCACGGGGGGAGUGUAAGAGUGCACCCAAAGGCCCCCUCCAUCAAACUGAAGAGGUCCCGAUCGAGUGCGAGCAACAACCAGGGCUCGAAAAGCGGCGGAUCCCACAGUGGUGGUAGUGCCACCGGAACAUCUCCGGGAAGCGGCGGAUCAAUAGUGGGCGGCCACCUGACGUCUCCCCCGCCGACUUUUGUAGUACCGGACAAGACGGACGGUGGCUCUUCAGGGGGUCAGUCUGGCUUCAGUCGGUCCAGAAGUUCCAGCAUGAGUAGCUUGGAGAGAGCCGACUGUUCGGACGCAGUGCAGUACAUUGCCUUCAUGCACUCAUUCCCACUUAAAAACGACCCUAGCGCAGUACUUUCUAUCUGGCUCGGCACUAGUAUGAGCAGCGUUGCCUGUGUGGCUCUCAGACAGUACCAGUGUCAGUCACCCCCAGCAGUCGCAGGGGUCACUUCAGGUCAACCACCUCAAGGUCAAAGCCAACAGAGUCAGAGCAGUACGAGGAAGAUGCUCUAUUCACCAUCUAAUCUGGGUCUGGUCUGUUCCGUCAAAGGCGCUCUUAUAUCUAUAUGUUUUCUGGACUCGACUGGACAGAUUUUGAAGCAGCCAGAUGAGACAAACACAGACCGCAAGACAGGUACUCUACUGGUGACCAGAAGUGGAUCCUACUCGAAUGGCGCUCAAUCGCAAGGGGCCAAUGAAGAGUCCACGAGUGACAGACAGUUUCUAGUGCUCACAUCUGACAAAGAGGCGAAGGUGGUCUCUCUUCCGUCUCAAAACGUUGUUUUCAGACAGAAACUCACAGAAACUUCCUACAUUGUCAGGGCAGAUCCCAUUAUUCUAUCUGGCGGGGCCUGCCUUGCGUGUUACGUAGCCAAUGGCCACAUCAUAGUCUGGAGUCUACCUAGCUUAAGAGUUCUACUGGACGCCGAAUACAUUCCAUUGACAGACAUAAGAUCUAUCCUCUCCCUCGGUAGUUCCCUCUUUCAUUCGACCUCCAACUCGGCCGCCCCUCAGUCCUCAGGGGGCGGAGGCAAUGGGGGUCUCCCGCUCAACCACACGCCCUCCGUUCUCGGCGGUGGCUGUGGUAGCCUGGCGGGCGGGCCAGCGGCGUCAGCAGCAGCGUCUGACUUUGAGUACCACCUGUGCGAUAUGACACCGGAUGCCUGCACCACAAAGAUUGCGAGGACCUUUUGCUUCUCCGAUGGUGGUCAGGCUUUCUAUCUCUGCUCCCCCUUCGAGCUGCAAAGACUCACCAUCUCCUCGGAACUAUGUCGGAAGCUGCAGGAGUCGGUCGGUCUGUUCCACGUGCAACAGGAGAUGCCCGAGCAACCAAGUAGAGGACUGUUCAAAAGUCUGUUCAGCUCAGCCGCCGCUGUAGACAGAGAAGAGCUAUUCGGCGAGAGCAGUGGGAAGGCGUCCAAGGGUCUGGCCAAAUUCCAACCAGGCAAGGCUUCCACAAAUCUGGAAGGGCAGAAGAAUGCCGCCGGAACUGCCGCUGGAGAAGCUGCAAGAGCCAGAAUGGCGCUGGUCGAACGUGGAGAAAAACUUAAUCAAGUAGAAGAUGCAACUGCCCAAAUGAGAGAUAACGCCCAGCAAUUCUCUCGCAACGCAGAAGGAUUAGCAGACAAGUACAAGAACAAAAAGUGGUACCAAAUAUAGAUGGAUGAAGAAAAUAGUCACACAGGUGUAUGGCCCGCGAUAUGUCCAUAACCUUUGGCCGUACAAGCAAAGCCAGGAUGUAGAAUAUAUCAACUCUGAUGGUAUAGAGAGAUGGUUAUGUAGCUUACAAUGAGUUUGAAACUCGAAAACUAAAUUUAAAUUAUUUUUAGCCAUUUUGGAUAUAAUAUUUCUGUUGUUUUGACAUGUUAUUGCGUUUUACAGUUAUGAAAGCUGCUGUUCUAUUCUAGAUAGACCUGAUUAUUCUUUCGACGCUCGAGUUUACCGGAUUCGAGUUUGUGUUGUAGAUGCUAAAGUAGUUAAAGUUGGAUGUUUCGGCUUUCUAUAUGGUGCCAAUUGUAUAUAUAAUGCUGCACCAGGACAUUUUAUCAGCCAGCAAUCGUCGACUGUUAAAACAGGGGAAAAAAUAUCUUAAAAAUUGGGAGAGGACUGAUUUUAAAAUAUGACUUUGUUUUAAA